Messenger RNA from Durio zibethinus, 2300 nucleotides. Lineage: Eukaryota; Viridiplantae; Streptophyta; Magnoliopsida; Malvales; Malvaceae. The record is from RefSeq and is a predicted model, not a curated record.
UUGAAAGAAGAAAAAAAGAAAGAAAAACAGAGAGAAAGAAGGAGAUUUAAAAGGAGACUUUUGCAAACUAAGGAUCCGCUUAUAACGGAGACUCUCUCACAAAUUCUUGUUCUCUAUUUUUUUUCCUUUUUUUUCUCUGUUUCUCUCGUUUUUUUCAGCUCUGUUUGGGUCUCGGAUAGAAAUUGAAAAACAGAGACAGACACAGGGACAGAGACAGAGAGAGGGAAAGGAUUCAAAGUUCCGAAGUGAAGGAACAGCUGUUCCUCGUCCAUGCCGGGAUUUUAACCUUUCUCUCUCCUCAGGUAGGACAGUGUUCAUUUUGUCAAGCUUCUUAAGCUCUUCAAUGCCAUAUCUUUCCCUGGAUAAGAUUUUGCUUGAAUAAUGGAGCACCAAAGGCCUAUUGUCUCCUUUCGAAUGACUUAAAUUGAAGGUCAGUGGUUUCCCUGGAGCUUAUCUGCUUUUGUGCCUGCUUCUUCUAAGGUUGGCUUCACUAGUAGCAGUCUUUAUAAAGGAUCAUCGACAUAAUGGGUGGCUGCGUCUCUGUCCACAGUGAACCGGCAGAACCUAAACCACACAAAAGACACUCUGGCAGAUUUCAUAAGCGCCAUGGAAAGGUUGCCACUUCCAUUCCUGAUGUACGUAUGAAAAGGCUGAGUGAUGCUGGGAGUCAUAUCACAGAUUUUGCUGUUAGUGAGUAUGUUCAUCUUGACUUUGAGAAUGGUGCUUCAACCACCUGCAAGCGCUCUGAGGUGUCUAAUAUGACAUUUCAUCUAACCCAGCUGCAAUGGAACCACAGUCAAAUUGAUGCCAAUGGAAAUUAUUUUGCAGGAAGAUGCCAAGAGGAAGUAUGGUUCGAUUCUGUUAGCAUUAUAGAGUCUGAGUCAGAUGAUGAUGCCGGUAGUGUUUACGGAGAUGCAUUUCCUUCAGUAGGUAAUGCAAUUGGGAAUAUUUCUAAUGCGCAAGUGCUUCAGUAUGAAAGUGCAUCAUGCUUUGUGGAUAAUAGGUCUAAGUAUGAAAGAUUUUAUGAAAGUUACAGCUUUAAGGGCCUGAAAGAUGGCACAGUUGAUUUGGGAGAGAAAACCCAAGAGAGCAGAAAGAAAUCCACAGUUAUCAUGCUUUCUGUGAAGAGGAAAUCCUUUGAAGGGGAUGAAAUCACAGAAUUUUGUGCAGCUGAGAGGUACUUGUAUCGUCCCAGAGCAGGACUUCUAAUUCGUUGCUCAGGAGAGAAACCAACUCCAGGAAGCUGGUCAGAGAUUUCUCCUUCACUUUUCAAGCUCCGUGGAGACAAUUAUUUUAGAGAUAAACAGAAGCUCCCUGCUCCAGACUGUAGCUCAUACGUACCAAUCGGGGUUGAUUUAUUUGUCUGCCCAAGGAAAGUGAAUCACAUUGCUCAACACCUUGAACUCCCACAUGUAAAACCACAUGAAAAAGUACCUGCACUUCUGAUUGUUAAUAUACAGGUGCCUACUUAUCCUGCCUCCAUGUUUCUUGGUGAUGCCAAUGGGGAAGGCUUGAGUCUUGUCUUAUAUUUUAAGGUGUCAGAUACUUUUGACAAAGAUAUAUCCCCUCACUUCCAGGACACCAUAAAGAAAUUUGUUGAGGAUGAAAUGGAAAAGGUUAAAGGGUUUACAAAAGAGUCCACUGUUCCUUUCAGAGAAAGGCUAAAAAUUAUGGCUGGUGUGGUUAACCCGGACGACCUCCAGUUAGGUUCCACUGAAAGGAAGCUUAUUCAAGCUUAUAACGAUAAGCCGGUGCUUUCUCGCCCUCAACACAAUUUUUACAAGGGACCAAAUUACUUUGAGAUUGACUUGGAUAUACACCGCUUUAGUUACAUCUCCAGGAAAGGACUUGAAUCAUUUCUAGAGCGUAUGAAGAAUGGAAUAGUUAAUCUGGGUUUGACUAUUCAGGCACAAAAACCAGAAGAACUGCCCGAGCAAGCCUUGUGCUGUUUGCGGUUGAACAAGAUUGAUUUUGUAAAUCGUGGCCAAAUUCCUACCAUUGUAACCGUCAAGGAUGAAUUAUUUGAACAGACACCAGGAGAAUGAUGCAUCUAAAUCCAACAGUUCAAGGCAGAAUUUUAUGAAAAUAAAAGAAAUUUUUUGUUGAAAAAUAUGUGAAGUUCAUUUUUGAAUCCAUAAGUGAAAAUUGUUGGUAAAUUCUAACUAUUAUCUAAGACAUCUUUACGAGUAUUCUUUGCAUUCAUUUAUUUUGUUACUGCUGCCAUUGUAGUUUCUAUAUCUACAACACCAGCAGUUACCAGAAUAUUGACACCAGAUCUUUGUUGUAAGGUGCCUAUUUUG